Grammomys surdaster is the source of this 1585-nucleotide messenger RNA. It is a transcript of the gene Efna5, whose product is annotated as ephrin A5. Gene Ontology annotation, molecular function: ephrin receptor binding. Lineage: Eukaryota; Metazoa; Chordata; Mammalia; Rodentia; Muridae. Gene Ontology annotation, cellular component: plasma membrane; external side of plasma membrane. Gene Ontology annotation, biological process: ephrin receptor signaling pathway; regulation of actin cytoskeleton organization; axon guidance. The transcript has 5 exons. The record is from RefSeq and is a predicted model, not a curated record. The coding region runs from base 341 to 1027 and encodes 228 amino acids.
CAGCCGCUGCCGGAGACACAGCUCCGCACCCCUUCCCCCGCCCUCGUCGCCGCCACCGCACACACGCACGCGUCUCUCUGUCUUGUGAUUCUUCUCGCCUCCCGAGCCCUUCAGUGGGGGUGCGAGUUUGUCCCCCCCCCCCGCCCCAGCCCACUGCCUUCUUCUCUUCCUCCUCCUCCUCUUCCUCCCGCACUCGCCGCGCGCCUCUAGCCCCUUCAUCUUAUUUAUUCCUAUUUAUUUGGCGUCCGCUCUUUUCGUCUGUCCCUCUCUCUCCCUCCCCCUGGAUCCCCGCUCUCUCCCCGGAGUGGCGCGUCGGGGGCUCCGCCGCUGGCUAGGCGUGAUGUUGCACGUGGAGAUGUUGACGCUGCUCUUUCUGGUGCUCUGGAUGUGUGUGUUCAGCCAGGACCCGGGCUCCAAAGUGGUCGCCGACCGCUACGCCGUCUACUGGAACAGCAGCAACCCCAGAUUCCAGAGGGGUGACUACCACAUUGAUGUCUGUAUCAAUGACUACCUGGAUGUUUUCUGCCCUCACUAUGAGGACUCUGUCCCAGAAGAUAAGACUGAGCGCUAUAUCCUGUACAUGGUGAAUUUUGAUGGCUACAGUGCCUGCGACCACACGUCCAAAGGGUUCAAGAGAUGGGAAUGUAACCGGCCUCACUCUCCAAAUGGACCGCUGAAGUUCUCGGAAAAAUUCCAGCUCUUCACUCCCUUUUCUUUAGGAUUUGAAUUCAGGCCAGGCCGAGAGUAUUUCUACAUCUCCUCUGCAAUCCCAGACAAUGGAAGAAGGUCCUGCCUAAAGCUCAAAGUCUUUGUGAGGCCAACAAAUAGCUGUAUGAAAACUAUAGGUGUUCAUGAUCGUGUUUUCGAUGUUAACGACAAAGUAGAAAAUUCAUUAGAACCAGCAGAUGACACCGUACAUGAGUCAGCCGAGCCAUCCCGCGGUGAGAACGCGGCACAAACACCAAGGAUACCCAGCCGCCUUUUGGCAAUCCUACUGUUCCUCCUGGCGAUGCUUUUGACAUUAUAGCACAGUCUCCUCCCGUCACCUGUCACAGAAAACAUCAGGGUCUUGGAACACCAGAGAUCCACCUAACUGCUCAUCCCAAGAAGGGACUUGUUAUUGGUUUUUGGCAGAUGUCAGAUUUUUGUUUUCUUUUCUUCAGCCUGAUUUCUAAGCAACAACUUGGGUUUGUUGGGGGGUAAACUAGUUGCUGCCUCCUUCACCCCACCCCACCCCUAGCCCUUGCCCUUGACUCCUCUCUCCCCCUUCCCAAUUAAAUGGAGUCCAGAUAAAAAUGCCAGAUUGUCAGAGUGACAGCAGCGGGUCUUCGCCUCCUGUGCAUUCUUCUCUAGAGCUCACCUCCGUAAGCUCAGGGUGUUGACCACAUAUGCACAUGAGAAAGAAUAGGCAGAUGCUGCCUGCAGUGUCUGGGCCUGAGAGGGGUAGCCUCUCCUAUACGAUACUUACGCCUUCAUGGUCAGGAUAGUAAGGCAGUCGUGUGGAGCAUGGUGUUGGCCUGUCAGGUCCAAAGGGGUGGAGUUAAGAAUAGGCAUAAUAUUAUACCACAUCCUCUAGAACUGUAGA